Molecule: messenger RNA, 5882 nt
Organism: Belonocnema kinseyi
Lineage: Eukaryota; Metazoa; Arthropoda; Insecta; Hymenoptera; Cynipidae
Gene: Adar
Product: double-stranded RNA-specific editase Adar
Exons: 9
Coding region: 322-2295 (657 amino acids)
Biological process (GO): RNA processing; adenosine to inosine editing
Cellular component (GO): nucleolus; cytoplasm
Molecular function (GO): double-stranded RNA adenosine deaminase activity; double-stranded RNA binding; tRNA-specific adenosine deaminase activity
Source: RefSeq, a predicted model, not a curated record
CGUUGCGUGAAUGAUUGUUGGUGCCGAAUUCGUUUUGAUUAGUUCUAAAGACGAAGCGGCGAACAUACGCGAAGUGAGACGAACCCACAGGAUUAAAGAAAGAAAACUAAUCGAAAGUUCAAAACUUGUAAAGAUUGUCAGCCAAGUUCGGACUUAGCACAUAUAAAGCACGUUUAAAUAAUUGUUUAGGUUAGGUCGCGUCCAGAAAAAUAGAGGCGCUUGCGGACUUGCGUGCGCGAGAAUAAUCAAAAUCGAUGCAGUAGUGAAGUGUUCCCGGCCGUCUUGCAGUUUUUUAAAAAGUUUUUUCCUUCAACGUUCAUCAUGUCAAACGGAAUCUCAAUGUCAAACAACGUUAAAUUAGCUCACCAAACAAAUUACAAAGCUUCCACAGCUGCCACCAGUGUAGAAGGUCAAGGAAAGCUUGCAACAAGAGUGACACAAUCUAAUAUGUCUCAUUCGGCCAUUAAGAGAACUGCGGAUGCUGCAUUAGAAGGUGCUCCUUGUUCAAAGAAAAGGCAUAAGAAUCCACAGCCGAAGAAUGCAGUAUGUGCAUUAAAUGAACUGAAAACAGGUGCAGUUUACAAAGUUGUGUCCCAAACUGGCCCAACGCAUGCUCCUAUUUUCACUAUAGCUGUGCAAGUUGAUGGACAGACAUACGAAGGAAAAGGUCGUACUAAAAAAUUAGCAAAACAUGCUGCAGCUGAACUCGCUCUAAGGAACAUUGUUCAAUUCAGAAACGCUCCUGAGAUAGUUAGAGUUAUCAACACUAAUUGCCCAACGACUCCACUGGAGCCAGAUUUUACGAGCGACGUCACCGAACGUGAUAACCACCUGGUAAACGCUUUCAAAACUCUAUCCCAAGAACCAAAGAACGCCAGUAAAUUUUUGGAUAAAGGUCCAGUCGCUUUAAUCAACGAAUUAUAUCCAGGCGUUGCUUACAAAUGCACUUCUGACACGGGUGAAAGUUACGCAAAGUUUACCAUAGCAGUGACAAUAGAUGGAGAGUCUUUCGAAGGGACAGGUCCCAGCAAAAAACUGGCGAAAGCGGCUGCGAGUAAGGCAGCUUUGGCUAAAUUGCGAAAUGUCCACAGCUCAUCGUUCUGCAUUCCAUUACCAGUGAGAGUAAUGCCUAGCUAUGCUAAUUCGGGACAUUGGCAAGAGCAGAUGAGCCUACCACAAAUGUUAGCAGAUAAAAUAGGCAAAAUGGUAAAUCAAAAGUUCACUGAAUUAGUACAGAAUAAACCACAACAUGCCAGGCGCAAAGUUCUGGCUGGAAUAGUUCAAACCAAAGGCACGGAUACAGAAUUAAUCUGCGUGACAACUGGUACUAAAUGCGUUUCAGGUGAGCAUAUAAGCGUCAGUGGUGGGGCACUGAAUGACUGCCACGCAGAGGUCAUAGCACGGCGAUGUCUUUGUGAAUACCUCUAUCGACAGUUAGAAUUGCAUACAGAGAAUCGUGAAGAGGAGUCCAUUUUAGAAGCAGCUAAAAAAGGAUACAAAGUUAAGCAAGGUAUUCAAUUUCAUCUUUAUAUUAACACUGCUCCUUGCGGCGAUGCCAGGAUUUUUUCUCCCCAUGAAGAGAACGAGUCAGUCGAUAAACAUCCAAACAGACGUGCCAGGGGACAGUUAAGAACCAAAAUCGAAUCAGGCGAGGGAACUAUUCCUGUAAAGAGUUGCGAAGGAAUCCAAACGUGGGAUGGAGUUCUCAUGGGACAAAGGCUGCUGACGAUGUCUUGCUCGGAUAAAAUAGCUCGCUGGAACGUUUUAGGAGUACAAGGAGCACUCCUGAGUCAUUUUAUAGAGCCAAUUUACUUCCACAGCAUCGUUCUUGGCAGCUUGCUCAAUCCUAGCCACAUGUAUCGAGCGGUUUGCGGACGAAUUGAGAACACGAUACAGGGCUUACCACCUCCGUACAGACUCAACAAACCACUGAUGAGUUUGAUAACCUCCUCAGAAGUUCGUCAACCUGGUAAAGCACCCAACUAUAGUGUCAACUGGACAAUCGGACAACCGGAAGCAGAAGUGAUAAACUGCACAACUGGUAAAGACGAAUUAGGCAAACCGUCCAGAAUAUCAAAACAAGGGCUAUUCCGGAAAUUCUACUACCUGUUGGGAAAUCUUAAAACCAUUGACGACGCUGAUCAGAACGAAUGCCGCCAUUAUCUGGAAGCUAAGGCUUCUGUGCAAGAUUAUUCGGUGGCCAAACGACAGCUGAAAGAUGCCUUCAUCAGAGCUCAACUGGGUAACUGGGUAAAGAAACCCAUUGAACAAGAUAUGUUCGAAGUCGAUAUCUGACUAGUCAAGGGUAACGAACCUCGAAUUGGCCCUAAAUCUCGAAUUCCGGAGUGCGUUGUUCCGAGUGUAAACUAGAUCGCUCGUUCAGUGUGUCACGGAAUGGCAGAGGUUGGUAUUAGUAAAGCAUAAAUUUUAGGAUCUCAACAUACCAUAAAUAGUGUUGAAUUGUACGUUGAAGCAAAAGCCACUCUAGUAAUAAUAUUUACAGGGUGCCAGACAUAUUGCUCGAAUGUUAGUCGUAAUACGCGUAGGAAAAUUCGACGAACGUUUUCAUUUUUGUCGCGUAAGUUAUCCUUGAAGAAUACUCAGCUCCUCGAUAAAUUUCAAAAACUUUCUAAUGCUCCGUAUACGCGGGUAAAUAAAAUGUAUUUAUACAUCAAACUUUUAGUAUUCACUUUACCGUAGUCUAGACAUUUAAGUAGGAUUACAAGUAUCCACAAAAUGCGGAUAAAGCUCAGGGGAGCCGCGGCAGUCGAGAAAAGCUCUACCUUUUCAUAGUGCAUCAAGUUCGUUCUUAGACACUAGGUAAAUUAAGUCAUUUUUGACAAUUCCAUAGACUGUUGGAAAAUUAAGACAAAACCUAAACGUUUCGCGUACGAUCGGAAAAAAAGUAGCAGCCAGUAGAGUAGACCAGGAAAUCAAACAGAUCUAAUACUGACAACUUGAAUUUUGUGCAAAAACUGGUAUGAUAAACCAUUUAGAUGUAAUUUUGAGUUAUUGAUCAAUUUUCAGUCCGGCAGUAGACCUUACGUUUGCUGCAAGUAUUAGAACCGUGGUGCGUUCUAAUAAGGAAGCAAACAGGUACAUACCCUUUCUUCAGUUUCGUACCAUGGUUCUCGCACGUAAUGCUCCAAUGCGAAUGCAGUUACGCGCAAAUUAAAUAGCAGUAAGUCUAUCAUAAAUAUUAUUCCAGUUCAGUCUCUUUAUGAUAUUUUGUAGAAAUAAGCAUACUAUCAAAGACCACCUCAAAAAAAGGAGAGUAAGUCUUUUCUUAAAUUUAGAAUUAGAAAAUGCUGCGUCCGCCUAUUUAUUAAUUUGUAUAUCCCAAUAUUAUCCCAAGGCUGUGAUUGGAUCUUGAAUCGAACCAGUUUACGGACGCGGUAAUCAGUAUUUGACAAGAGUGAAAAACGUCAAACUUUUCUUAAUUUAUUUUCUUCCAUUUUUUCAAUAUAAAACAAUACCAAUGAGUUUCUAUGUGAAGCAGAAAAAUGACUUGCGUAGAAUAUAUAACCUAUCUUUUUUUUCUUGUUUUUUUCCCUUCAAUCUACAAGCAAAGUGAAGAUGCCAUUUGCGAGGCCUAAAUUUUACAAAUUUUUUCCCCCGUACUCUGCUUCUGUAUACGCUGUACGAGUAGGUAGCUACACUUGAAAUAAUAUAGAAGUAGAGAGUUCUAAGAUUAAUUGCCUCACUAUGCCAGCAUCAUCAUAAUUGUAGUACUGCCGUAGUGACACACUGUUCGACGCCGAUCCAGUUUGUGUAAAAAACUCAGAACACACGUCAUAAAAAAUAGCGCACUCCCGAAAUCGAGCAUCUCUAGCUCCGAUUACUUUAGGCGAAAAAUGUAUUGCAAGUAUGAUUCUUAAAGCCAAAGUUUUUUUCACAAAGUUGUAAUGAAGUUAUAUAAGGAUUAUGUAUCUACACAAAAAUGUAAUUUACUUACAUAAAUUUACGUUCGAAAGAAGUACGUAACCGUGUUUAAAACCAUUUUCUUUUAUUCUUAAUCAAAACUACUACUUUAAAGUGCCAAUAUAAAAGUAUGUUAUGCGGACGUGCACACACAAAUCGUCAGUGUGCCUAAUUUGACGUAUAUCGCUGCGUGCCAGUGUUAGGCAAAGGAUUCUGCAUACUAGGGAUGAGAGCGCAAGUGUACUUAAAAGGCCAAAUUUUCGUAUUCGUAAUUAUAAGAUGAAUGAUCUGACUUUACGAAUAAUUCUUAAGUACUGUAUAUUUGAUGUGAAAAUCGUUGAUCGAAAAAUUAAAGGACAACACUGCAUACGGGCAUAAGUGCUAAAUUUCGGAAAUGCAUUUUAUUUGAUUAAACUAUUUUCUUUAACCUGAAUCAUGUUUCUGUAGAUGAGUAUGUUCCAUUUCUAUUUAGAAGUGUGUCGAAAUCCAUGUUUGGUAUUCUUUGUUUAUAAGGUAAUUUCAUAUUUUUGCCUGUUCUUUUCACAAUUCAAUAGAGCUCAGUAAUUGAUUGAAAGGACUUUUUAUUUAAAAAAUAAAAAAGCUAUGCAACUCUUUGUGUGUCAGUAUUUUCGUUUUUGGGGACGUGUCGCAACAGUGAUACGGGUUUUUCUCGGAUGUGGUUGCUUCUUCCAGUACUUCGAAUGUACUUUUUUUCUAAAUUAAAAAAUAAAAACAUUCACGCAAAUUAUACAUAUCAAAAUUGGAGUUUUUUUUUAACGCCCCGAUCUUUGACAAUGGCUUUCUCGCACAUGGUUAUUUUGUUAAACGCUAUUUUAUUUAUCCAAUAGAGCUAACUAAUAGCUCGAGAUUACAUUCUAGUUUUCAUUCUUAAUUUAAAAUUAAAACAGUUAUGCAACUCUUUAUGUGUCAAAAUCAGAGUUUUUAGGGACGCGCUGUUCCUUUAACAAAGGUUUUCUAGGAGAUGGAAGCCUCUGUCAAGAUGUUCGUUUCACUGUUUGAUAAAGUGUAAUAAUACCUCAAACCAUUUUUAACAUUUGUUUGUUAAAAAAUUAUUUGCUGGAAGGUUGGACAGUUUUUUGUUUUCCUCUCAAACUCGGUUUUUGGCACUUGCGUCCGUAUUAGGGCACCCAGAAAUAUACAUUAUGUCAUUUUAAACCAGCGCAGUCGCCAAAUCAACAAAAUGAUUUUUAGUACUUUGUUUAGUAUUUUGAAUUUUUCUCUUCAGGUGUGAAUUAAAAUAGAAAAGUCUCUAAAGAGCCUGAAGCGAGACUUCAGGUGUAACCUAGACGACAGUUUUAGCGUUAUUAUCUGCUAUUCAACUUAUUGAAGUCAAGUAUCUCCCUGGGGUUCGGGUAUUGCAAAAAAGUUUAUUGGCUACCCAGAAAUUGCAAACCAAAUUUAGGAAAUGUACUGAUCUACAGGUUAGGGCCUGUAACACGGGGCUUUGUAGACAAACUUGCAUGUGGAAGUCCUAAUACUCUAACAAUAAGCCAUUUUGAGUUCAAUUGGGCUGCAAUAAAUUCUGCAGGGUACGGAUGAAGCUGCUGUUGGGCAGCUUCUUUGGGCAGAUUUUGUUAAUAAAUCUUUUCUCAAUAUCCUCAAAAACUUUAAAAAAAUUCAAGUUGAACAAUUAUAUCUAAAGCUCGCUACGGCAUGCUGUGACAACUCUUAUGGGUGCGUUUGACCACUUAUAGCGACACUAGCGCAUCUAAGUGGAGGUCGCUAACUGAAGUGUGUCUAUGUGUACGUGCACGUAUGCGUGUGUAUUAUUUGAACUUGUUGCGUGAAUGAAAAUUAGAGAAAAUAAACGAAUCAAUUCAAAAUUAUACAAAUUUAAGACGAAAAAUGUAUAAAUACUGUUUCCCAUAUAAUUUUCCGGCAUAAAUUGGUACAAUUCUGCAUUAAUUAUCCAAUAAAUAAAUAAAGAAAUACAUGACACA